AACCGGACACUGAAAUAGCUUCAUCUUCAAAGCCAGAAGAAAGUUUCUGUGCUGACAAUUACAAUCCCUUCAAGGAUGAAGAUGCCCCAGAGUGCUUGAACCCAUUUGAUGAGCCAGAUCCUGAGCCUGAAACAUUUGUAACUGUAAGAGAUUCUCCUCCGCAACCUGCAAAAAGGAAGAACGUCAGACCAGUGGAUAUGAGCAAAUACCUCUAUGCGGAUACCUCUAAAGCUGAAGAGGAAGAGCUAGAUGAAUCAAAUCCAUUUUAUGAACCAAAAUCAAGCCCUGCUUUAAUUAAAGUUGCUCCACUGCAAGAACCAGAAAAGAAGAUGAAAAGAAAGGCUCCUGAACCACCAAACCUCUUGCCAAGGACAGAGACAGGAAUGAGUGAGAACAUGUCAGCUAUUCCUGCAUCGAGGGAGCUUUCUUCUUCUCCUAAGCCAAGCCCAAUACCAAGUCCUGUUUUGGGGAGAAAGCCAAACGCUAGUCAGUCACUGCUUGUGUGGUGCAAGGAAGUUACAAAAAACUAUAGGGGAGUGAAAAUCACCAAUUUUACUACAUCGUGGAGAAACGGUUUAUCCUUUUGUGCAAUAUUACAUCACUUUAGACCAGACCUCAUUGACUACAAGUCCCUGAAUCCUCAAGAUAUUAAAGAGAACAACAAAAAGGCAUACGAUGGGUUUGCCAGUUUAGGAAUAUCACGAUUGCUGGAACCUUCUGACAUGGUUUUAUUAGCGAUACCUGACAAACUGACUGUUAUGACCUAUCUCUAUCAAAUAAGGGCUCAUUUCUGUGGCCAGGAAUUAAACGUGGUUCAAAUAGAGGAGAACAGUAGCAAAAGCACGUAUAAAGUGGGUAACUAUGAAACGGACACAAACAGUUCUGUCGACCAGGAAAAAUUCUAUGCAGAGCUGAAUGACCUGAACCGGGAGCCCGAGCUGCAUCCGCCAGACAGUGGUUUGGCAGACUUUGCUUCUCAGGACGACUCUGUAUUUGUAAAUGACAGUGGUGUUGGCGAAUCUGAGAGCGAGCAUCAGACUCCCGAUGACCAUUUAAGCCCAAGCACAGCUUCCCCUUCUUCUCGCAGGACUCGAAGUGACACAGAUCCACAGAAAUCCCAGCAAAGCUCUGGAAGGACUUCUGCAUCUGAAGACGCUGGGAAGUGUAGCAGUACAGAUACAACACAAGCACAGCCUACGUUGGGAAGGAAGAAAUUGCUGAUAGCUGACACUUUAGACUUGAGUGACUUGGCACAUGUCAGCGAUCAAAAAGAGGACGUGUCUCCCACAGUUGCUUGUGAAGAUAAGGACAAGAAGAGACACCAGAGCUCAGACAAUACCAUUGGUUUCUCAGAGCAAGAAAAACUGGGACGUAUAGGAUCCACAGAGAGCACAAGAGCAGAUCCUGGUUCACCUGUCACAAAGCCAAGUUUAUCUCCUACUUCUCAGAUUGGAUACUCCUGUAAUAAGGAUACAGAUCUUGCAAAGAAACCGCAUGCUUCUCCAAGGCAAACAGAAUCCGAUUCUGACCAUGAUGCCAGAAUGGCUUUAAAUCAUGCAGAUCAAACUGCAAAAACAGCCCAGCAACGUAUGUUGUCAAGACAGGAAGAACUUAAAGAACGAGCAAGAGUUCUGCUUGAGCAAGCAAGAAGAGAUGCAGCUUUAAAGGCAGGGAAUAAGCAACUAACCAAUACUAUCAUCCCAGCCCGCAAUAAGCAGAUGAAUGAUCAGCAAGAUGAAGAGCGGCGUCGGCAGCUGAGAGAGAGAGCUCGUCAGCUAAUAGCAGAAGCUCGAUCUGGAGUGAAGAUGUCAGAACUUCCUAGCUACAGUGAAAUGGCUGCAGAAAAGUUGAAAGAAAGGUCAAAGGCAUCUGGAGAUGAGGAUGAGGAUGAUGAUAAUAUUGAGAUAGAUACUAACGAGGAGGUUCCUGAAUGCUCUGUUACUGGAGGUGGAGAUGAGCUUACUAACCUAGAAAAUGACCUUGAUUCAACGGAACAAAACAGUAAGUUGGUGGAUUUGAAGCUGAAGAAGUUCCUAGAAGCUCAGCCACAGGUGGCAAAUUCACUCUCCAGUGCUGCUCAGAAAGCUGUAACUGAUAGCUCAGAGCAAGACAUUAAGAAUGGAACAGAGGAACAUCGUGCUGAGCGAUUACAAAAAGCAGCAGAACGGUUUAGAAAUCCUGUUGUGUUCAGCAAGGACUCUACCGUCAGAAAAACUCAGCUCCAGUCUUUCAGUCAAUACGUGGAGAGCAGACCAGAGAUGAAAAGGCAGAGAUCAAUACAGGAAGAUACAAAGAGAGGAAAUGAGGAGAAGGCUGCGAUAACUGAGACUCAGAGGAAGCCAUCAGAAGAUGAAGUGCUUAAUAAAGGGUUCAAAGACACCAGUCAGUAUGUUGUAGGAGAAUUGGCAGCACUAGAGAAUGAGCAAAAGCAAAUUGACACCCGUGCCGCGCUGGUGGAGAAGCGCCUUCGCUAUCUCAUGGACACAGGAAGAAACACCGAAGAAGAAGAAGCUAUGAUGCAGGAAUGGUUCAUGCUGGUUAAUAAGAAGAAUGCCUUAAUAAGACGAAUGAACCAGCUCUCUCUUCUGGAAAAAGAACACGACCUCGAAAGGCGCUACGAGCUGCUGAAACGGCAAUUAAAGGAGAAACUGUCCCAAGAAAAUGCCUGCGAAAAUUCAAAAUACAUGAUUGUGACACCUCACAUCUCGAUGUGUGCGUCAGCGCUGUAUCGCUUUCUGUGCCCAACGUAUGCUGGGGUGCAAAGAAGCACUUUUUGGGAAACACUGCUGGAGCUUCAUGUGCCCACAUGUGGCUGGAGCCCGCGUCACGGCACGGUUAUCAGCCAGAAAGUUAGCCUGAAAGUUGGGGACCACGUCUGGGGGGAGCAAACAGCCGUGAAGUUCUCUGCUGUGUCUCUCUCCUCCUUUUCUGCCCGGCUCCCUGUGGUUGCCCUUCAUAAGACGGGUUUGUCACACCGAGGUUGCAUUGCACACACAGGGGCUUUAUUUGCGUGGGUAAAACCUUCAGGUUUUGGGCGGCUCAGGGUUGCAGAGGUGCGGUGGGGUGUGUUUUUUAAACGGGUGGAACUGAAGGAGCCUUCCCCAAAAGGAGCAAAAGGGCAAGCAGCGGUGGAAAUUGAGAGACCGCCUUAA
Molecule: messenger RNA, 3152 nt
Organism: Phaethon lepturus (White-tailed tropicbird)
Lineage: Eukaryota; Metazoa; Chordata; Aves; Phaethontiformes; Phaethontidae
Product: EH domain-binding protein 1-like
Exons: 16
Molecular function (GO): protein binding
Source: RefSeq, a predicted model, not a curated record